UCUAGAUUUAAAUCUUGACUAUCUUUACCACCUGAAAACAAUGAAUUUGGAGCUCCUGCAAACUGUUGAUCAAAGCUAUCCUGAGCACAACGAUGGUAUUCUCGACUCUGGUAGUGAGGCAUUGACCUGCUCCUUCAAUAGACGAGGCACUCUCCUAGCUGUCGGCUGCAACGAUGGACGUAUAGCCAUCUGGGACUUCAUGACUCGAGGAAUAGCGAGAAUAUGCAGCGAACACAUUCACCCAAUAACAUCUCUUAGUUGGAGCAGGAGUGGGAGGAAGUUGCUCAGUUCGUCUACAGACUGGAACGUAUUUCUCUGGGACAUUGCCUCAGGCGAGAUUGAUCACAAGUUCCGAUUCCCAUCACCCGCUCUGAAGGCUCAGUUCCAUCCCAGAAACUGGAAAGUGUUUCUUGUGUGUCCGAUGAAGAAUGUCCCUGUGCUAGUCAGUAGAGAGGAGAGUGGAGAGUACAAGCACACUCCAUUACCAACCGACGGAGAGCCAGAGUUAAACAUUGUGGCGUCGUUUGAUCGUCGUGGCGACCGAGUGGUGACUGGCUCCUCCAAAGGAAAGGUGCUGAUAAUUGACACAGUGUCACUCGAGGUCCUCAAGUCCUUUAAACUGACAGGAACGGCCAUUAAAAGCAUUGAAUUUGCCAGGAGAGGAAGCAACUUUCUGGUGAACUCCGCGGACCGCGUGAUUCGAGUAUUUGAUAUUGAGGAAGUGUUGAAGCAACCGGAGGACGAGGUGGAGGCACUGCAGAGGCUACAGGACCUCGUUAACAGAACUCAGUGGAAGAAAUGCAUGUUCUCGGGUGAUGGUGAGUUUAUUGUGGCUGGUUCUCAUCGACAGCACGCCCUCUACAUCUGGGACAAGGCCACCGGGUCCCUCGCUAAGAUGCUCACGGGACAGAAGGGAGAGACACUCCUCGACAUAGCCUGGCACCCUGUCCGUCCGAUCAUCCUCUCCAUAUCAACGGGCGUGGUCAACGUGUGGUCCCAGGCUCACGUGGAGCUGUGGAGUGCCUACGCCCCCAACUUCAGAGAACUAGACGAGAACGAGGAAUAUGUGGAGAAAGAGGACGAAUUCGAUAUUGAGGAUGAAGACAGUACACUUAUGAAGGAUGGCAACAAAGGUGGAGAAGAUGCGUCUUCUUUUGAUGUGCUUGGAGUACAACCCAUUCCUGCAUUUUGCAGCAGUGAUGAAGAUGAUGAAGGAGCAUUGGACUGGCUACCGAUGGCCCCAGAGAUUGAAGACCCAGAGGAACCGGGAUGGGGUCAGCUAGAGCCUACUCUUAAUGAGCUCCCAGUGGACAGUGAUGGAAGCAGGAAGAGACCUACCGUGGAGGGGGAUAGUGAUGAUAAACCACCUGAGCCAAAAGUACCUAAAGUCACAGACUGUGAUAUAAAAUCUCUCGAAUCUUCAAACACUCAAGAAGAGAGUACAUUUGUAACUGAUGCACCCAAAGACAGCGUUCCUGAAGGUCCGAUAAGUGUGGAGACAAAUACAAUAGAGACUGAAAAAGCUAGUGAUGAACAAACAAUCGAAGAAGCUCACAAUUGAUCGGCAGCAAAUCCAAUGAGGCCAAAGGAACUUAUAGUCUACUGUAUAAUAUAUGAUAUUAAUACAUGUUCAUUGUGCAUACAUGUACUUUGUUAAAUUCCAUUUAAUAAUAACUUCAGUGCAAUUGCAAACAUAAAAAACAGCAAUUCAUUUUGUUUA
Halichondria panicea is the source of this 1720-nucleotide messenger RNA. RefSeq names its product retinoblastoma-binding protein 5 homolog. Gene Ontology annotation, cellular component: Set1C/COMPASS complex. NCBI's taxonomy places the organism in Eukaryota, Metazoa, Porifera, Demospongiae, Suberitida, Halichondriidae. Gene Ontology annotation, molecular function: protein binding. The transcript is spliced from 13 exons. The record is from RefSeq and is a predicted model, not a curated record. Bases 41 to 1561 code for a protein of 506 amino acids.